AAGAACGCAUCCGUUUAAUCCUGGAUCUGGAUAUUAUUCGCCACACUAAUAUAGAAACAGCAAGAAGAGACGCUCACUGCACAAAAACCUUCGUCCACCAUUUUCAUGCUCCUGCCCUAGAGUAUAAUCGGCAGAUCUCUCUCAAUUCCAUUUCAAUUAUAGUGACAAAAGAUUCCAAUGGCUGCUUCGGAGGAGAACAGUGGACUCUUCCCGAUCUUCAUUUUAACGAUGAUUGCACUGCCGCUUGUACCUUAUACAAUCAUGCAGCUUUGUCGUGCUGCCUCAAAGAAAGAAAAGAGCAUCAACUGCCAGUGCUCUGUUUGCUCUAGAUCAGGAAAAUACCGCAAAUCAAUAUUCAAAAAGAUCUCAAACUUCUCAACAUGGAGUAACUUGACAUUGGUAUUGUUUUGGAUCAUCAUGGGUGUCCUUGUGUACUAUAUCAAGACCAUAAAUCGUGAGGUUCAAGUAUUUGAACCAUUUAACAUUCUUGGAUUACAACCUGGAGCUUCUGAUUCUGAAAUAAAGAAGGCAUAUAGAAGACUCUCUGUUCAAUACCAUCCUGACAAAAAUCCAGAUCCAGAUGCCCACAAAUAUUUUGUGGAAUCCAUUGCCAAGGCAUAUCAAGCACUUACAGAUCCAAUCUCCCGUGAAAACUUUGAAAAAUAUGGUCAUCCAGAUGGUCGACAGGGGUUUCAAAUGGGAAUAGCUCUUCCUCAAUUUCUGCUAAACAUAGAAGGUGCAUCUGGUGGGAUUCUAUUACUAUGGAUUGUUGGUGUUUGUAUCCUACUUCCAUUAGUGGUGGCUGUUGCAUAUUUAUCAAGAUCUUCAAAGUAUACGGGAAAUUAUGUGAUGCAUCAAACACUAUCUGCUUACUAUUACUUCAUGAAACCUUCAUUGGCCCCUAGCAAAGUUAUGGAUGUUCUUAUCAAGGCUGCUGAAUACAUGGAGAUUCCAGUUCGUAGGCCUGAUGCUGAACCCCUUCAGAAACUUUUUAUGUUAGUGAGAAGUGAGUUGAAUUUGGAUCUCAAGAAUAUCAAACAAGAACAGGCAAAGUUUUGGAAGCAGCAUCCAGCAUUAGUAAAGACAGAGUUGUUGAUUCAAGCUCAUUUGACUCGUCAAACAGCAACAUUAACCCCGGAAUUACAGAAUGACUUCAAACGUGUAGUGGAGAUUGCACCCCGACUUCUUGAAGAGCUAAUGAAGAUGGCAGUGAUACCACGCACAGCUCAAGGGCAUGGGUGGCUAAGACCUGCAGUUGGUGUUGUUGAGCUUUCUCAAUGUAUCAUCCAGGCUGUUCCUCUUAGUGCAAGAAAACCAUCCGGAGGCUCUUCAGAAGGCAUUGCACCCUUUCUUCAGCUUCCUCAUUUCAACGAGGCCGUCAUAAAAAAGAUCACCCGAAAGAAAAUAAAAACCCUUCAAGAGCUUCGGGACAUGUCACCCGUUGACCGCGUUGACUUCCUUUCAGAAACCGCCAACUUCUCUCCAACCGAAAUCCAAGACAUCGAAUCCGUACUUUCCAUGAUGCCAUCAAUCACCCUCGAAGUCAAAUGCGGGACCGAAGGUGAAGAAGGCAUUCAAGAAGGCGACAUAGUCACUGUCCAAUCAUGGGUCACUCUAAAAAGAUCCAACGGCUUGACCCGUGCUUUACCACAUUCCCCAUUUUACCCUUUCCACAAAGAGGAAAACCAUUGGUUCCUCUUAGCCGACCAAACCUCAAACAACGUUUGGUUUUCGCAAAAACUCAGUUUCAUGGACGAAUCAGCCGCCAUAACCGCCGCCUCAAAGUCAAUAGAGGAGUCAAUGGAAGGUUCCGGGGCAAACCCUGGAGAGAUUGGGAAAGCGGUUAGGGAGGCGGUUGAGAAAGUCAAGACUGGGUCCCGCUUGGUCAUGGGGAAGUUUCAAGCCCCAAGUGAAGGGAGUUAUAAUUUGACUUGUUUUUUGUUGUGUGAUUCGUGGAUUGGGUGUGAUAAGAAGACCGGGGUGAAAGUUAAGGUGGUGAAGCGGACACGGGCGGGGACACGUGGCGGGCUGGUGGAGGAAGUGGCGGAGGAUGGUGGGGAGGAGGAGGAGGAGGUUGAGGAAGAGGAGUAUGAUGAGGAUUAUGAGAGUGAGUAUAGUGAUGAUGAUGAAGAAGAAGAAGAUACUAGUAAUAAAAAUAAAAAUAAAAAGGAAAAUAAGAAAAAGGAAAACCGGGCAAAUGGGAAAGGGCCCGCAUCAAGUUCGGGUUCGGAUGAUGAAUGAUAAAAAAGUUUGUUUUUUAGGUUAGAAUUACAAAAGAUUUUAUCAUCAUAUACUAAUCUUGGAUAAUUUCAUUUUUGGUUGGUUACUUGUAAACUAGGGUUUGAAAGUUGAAACCCAUAAUGACAGUUUGGGUCCUUGCGGAUUG
Messenger RNA from Lactuca virosa, 2386 nucleotides. The record is from the annotation of a GenBank genome assembly. NCBI's taxonomy places the organism in Eukaryota, Viridiplantae, Streptophyta, Magnoliopsida, Asterales, Asteraceae.